Messenger RNA from Neofelis nebulosa (Clouded leopard), 483 nucleotides. It is a transcript of the gene EFCAB10, whose product is annotated as EF-hand calcium binding domain 10. The record is from RefSeq and is a predicted model, not a curated record. The transcript has 4 exons. The coding region runs from base 44 to 442 and encodes 132 amino acids. Gene Ontology annotation, molecular function: calcium ion binding. NCBI's taxonomy places the organism in Eukaryota, Metazoa, Chordata, Mammalia, Carnivora, Felidae.
CCAGGCGCUGCCGGGUCGCCUAGCAACGGCGCCACGCAGAGCCAUGCAGGCCCGCGGCAGCAGAGAGCAGGAGGCCAGGGAUUAUUUGGAAAAACAUCGGAUUAUGGAGUUGCUGAACUAUCUCACCAGCACCCUGCUCUUUUUCCGGCCAGAAAACCCAAGAGAGUAUUUAAUAUCUGUAUUGGAACGACUGAGAAUUGCCAAAAUGACAGGCUUGGCUUUUCCUUUCUUUAUGGAUCAUUCUAACAUUGUGUCUAUGUUUGAGAUGAUGGACACUUCAAAUAAAGGCACCAUAUCGUUCGUGCAGUACAGAGAAGCCUUAAAAACCCUGGGUCUGUUGACUGCAGAUGAAGUUUUAAAAGAUGAUGGACAUGCAGUAACUCUGGAUAAAUUCAGACGUGAAGUGAACAAGAGGAUGGAGGAAAUAUGGGCAGCGUUUUAAUAAUGCCAUCAGUCCAAGAUAAUAAAUGAUUCCAUAAAGUU